Molecule: messenger RNA, 1359 nt
Organism: Hermetia illucens (black soldier fly)
Lineage: Eukaryota; Metazoa; Arthropoda; Insecta; Diptera; Stratiomyidae
Exons: 1
Coding region: 1-1359 (452 amino acids)
Source: RefSeq, a predicted model, not a curated record
AUGUUACACCAAGCAUCGUCGAAUAGAGCUGCAUCUUCAGCUUUGCCGAAUCCAAAACAACAAGUCUCAUCGCUGAAUGCUAUCAACAGUGGCGUCGACGUUACGGCUGUUCUAUUGGCUACAGCAAGGAUUCGAGUAAAGGACAGCCAAGGAACGUUCAUUCUUUUGCGUGCAUUGGUCGAUCAAGGGUCCCAGCGUUCGUUCAUCAGUGAAGCUACGGCGCAACUCUUACGGCUACCACGUCGAGCGAUAAAUCUGACAAUCAGCGGCAUCGGGAGUCAUUCAACGAGCAGCAAGGGAGCGAUAUUUGCUCAAAGCAAAGAGAAAUGGUCGACAACUUUCAACUUAUCUCUUGUCGUAGUAAACCAUAUAACGGACAAGAUUCCCCAGUCCAAGACACCAUGUAAGAUAGCUGAAUUGAGACAGGAGGACUUAGCUGAUUCAUCGUAUCACAUUCCGGGGAAGAUCGACGUCCUCCUGGGUGCUGACGUUUAUGGCGAUCUAUUGGAAAAGGGCGUAAUCCGGAUAAAGAAUACCAAAGUUUUGGCUCAAAAAACCAAAAUCGGUUGGAUCCCGUCCGGGCCUGUCAACCAAGUAACACGAGCAGCAGAACCUUCCAUCAAUAUGGUUAGCAUCGAACAGCUAGAUGCUGACAUACAAAAAUUAUGGGAACAGGAAGAGUUGCCACAAGAGCAAAUCCUCACCCAAGAGGAAGCAGACUGCGAGAGGCAGUUCAUCCGAACUACUAAGAGGGAUCCAACGUCAGGCCGAUACAUAGUCAGGCUGCCGAUUAAGCCUGACAUGAACCCCUCGAUCCUGCUGCAUCCGUCAUUAAAAGACGCUGUCAUUCGCCUCCGCCAGACAGAGACAAAACUCGAACGGAAUCCACAGCUCAAAGCGCAGUACAAUGCAUUCCUAAAGGAAUAUCUGGAAUUGGCACAUAUGAGCGAGGUCCCGUCCGCAGAAAUUUUUUGCAAACACUCAUACUACUUGCCACAUCAUGCUGUAGUUAGAGAGGACAGCACAACUACGAAAGUUCGCGUCGUAUUCAAUGCGUCCCAUAAAACGUCCUCCGGCACCUCGUUGAACGAUAUCCUAAUGGUGGGACCAAAUAGGCAAUACACCAUCUUUGAAAUAUUGCUGCGAUGGAGGAGGCAUAAAUACGCAUUGGCUGCAGACAUUGAGAAGAUGUACCGACAGAUACUCGUGGACAGUCGAGACUGCGACUUACUGCGAAUUGUUUGGAGACCAAAACCCCAAGGUCCAAUAAAGCACUACCGGCUAAACACAGUAACUUAUGGCACCGCCAGCGCUCCCUUCCAAGCAACACGUACACUACAACAGGUCGCUGAAGACUAG